Rhodofomes roseus is the source of this 1023-nucleotide messenger RNA. Its product is annotated as isoprenoid synthase domain-containing protein. The coding region runs from base 1 to 1023 and encodes 340 amino acids. Lineage: Eukaryota; Fungi; Basidiomycota; Agaricomycetes; Polyporales; Fomitopsidaceae. The transcript is spliced from 6 exons. The record is from RefSeq and is a predicted model, not a curated record.
AUGUCCUCCUCGCUUUCCGUCUCGUCCCCUGCCCCCACCAAGAUCGUCAUCCCCGACCUCGUCUCCCACUGCACCAUCCCCGUCCGGUGCAACCGCCACAACAAGCAAGCCAGUGUCGAGUCGAAGCGAUGGCUCUUCCGCGGCGGUGACCUCAGCCAGAAGAAGCGCGACGCGUUCCACGGGCUGAAGGCGGGUUACCUGACUUCGAUGUGCUACCCUCUCGCGGGCUACCCUCAGCUGCGAGUAUGCUGCGACUUCAUGAACUACCUCUUCCACCUCGACAACAUCUCCGACGAGAUGGACGACCGCGGUACCCUCGGAACCGCUAUGAAGGUCAUGGAUCCUCUCUAUCACCCGGAAUCUUCGCGUCCGACGUCUCGCGUUGGAAAGAUGACCAAAGAUUACUGGCGGCGUCUCAUCCAGACGGCAUCGCCUGGAGCACAGCAGCGCUUCAUCGAGACGUUUGACAUGUUCUUCCAGGCGAUCACAGAGCAAGCCCGGGACCGUGCUAACGGCAUUAUCCCUGACCUCGAGUCGUAUAUCGCCAUCCGGCGCGACACUAGCGGCUGCAAGCCAUGCUGGGCGCUCAUCGAGUAUGCCAACAACCUCGACCUACCGUGGGAAGUUAUGGAUCAUCCAAUCAUACGCGGCCUGGGAGAAGCCGCCAAUGAUCUGGUCACUUGGUCAAAUGACAUCUUCUCCUUCAACGUGGAACAGUCGAAAGGCGACACGCACAACAUGAUUAUUGUCGUGCAGAAGCAGCAAGGCCUUGAUCUCCAAUCGGCCGUCGACUUUGUCGGCGAUCUCUGCAAGCACAGUAUCGAUCGUUUCCACUUCCUCAGGGAGAACCUGCCCUCUUGGGACCCGGAGACCGACCGCCAGGUCGCUAUCUACGUCGACGGCCUCGCCGACUGGAUCACUGGCAGCUUGAAGUGGUCGUUCGAGUCAGAGCGCUACUUCGGCAAGCAGGGCCUCGAGGUGAAGCGGACACGUGUUGUCACUUUGCUCCCUCGCCGCGCGUGA